AUGUUGAAGAGACUGUUGAUAACAUCCACCACCUCAUUGAGGACUGCUCACAACCCAUUGCUGGUCAGAUCAUUCUCGACGUCUGUCGCACAACAACAGCAGCAACAGCAGCAACAACAGCAACAGCAACAAAAGGUCACCGAGACUGAUAUGCAGGUUGGAGAGCACAUCAAUGCAAACUUUGAGGAUCAAAAGAUAAAGACUGCUCUCAAUGGCAUCAAGUUGGAUGGCAAGACCGUGCUCAUCUAUAGACCAUCAAGAAACACAAUGCAAUCGGGCACUGGCAGAACUCGCAAGUGGCGUCUAGAGUUGCCCAUGGUCGAGAAGUGGAACGAUGGUCUGAUGGGAUGGUGGGCAUCAGCUGGUACACUCGGUCAGUUGAAUCUCACCUUCACUUCAGAGGACUCUGCUGUUGCCUAUUGUAAAGAGAAUGGUUUGAACUAUGAGGUGCUCGAGGAAGACAUUGUAACAACAAAGAGAAAGAGAUACGGUCACAAGUUUAUAUAUAAGGGAGAGUUGGUCAAGGGCAAGGAGGAUGAGACUGAUAUCAAAUAA
This is a messenger RNA of Acytostelium subglobosum LB1, 555 nucleotides long. RefSeq lists its product as hypothetical. Gene Ontology annotation, biological process: electron transport chain. Bases 1 to 555 code for a protein of 184 amino acids. Lineage: Eukaryota; Evosea; Eumycetozoa; Acytosteliales; Acytosteliaceae. The transcript is spliced from 2 exons. The record is from RefSeq and is a predicted model, not a curated record.